Oryctolagus cuniculus (rabbit) is the source of this 1246-nucleotide messenger RNA. Its product is annotated as calreticulin. Gene Ontology annotation, cellular component: endoplasmic reticulum membrane; endoplasmic reticulum. Gene Ontology annotation, biological process: protein folding; ERAD pathway. NCBI's taxonomy places the organism in Eukaryota, Metazoa, Chordata, Mammalia, Lagomorpha, Leporidae. Gene Ontology annotation, molecular function: calcium ion binding. The record is from RefSeq and is a predicted model, not a curated record.
AUGUGUUGCUGUUUUUUCCUUUGUUUUUUAGAUGGAUGGAAAAAACGAUGGGUAGAAUCUAAACACCAGCCGGAUUAUGGGAAAUUUCAGCUCACUGCUGGAAGAUUUUACGCAGACAAAGAAAAAGAUAAAGGUCUCCAGACCAGUGAAGAUGCCAAGUUUUAUGCCCUUUCGACCCGAUUUAAGCCAUUCAGCAAUGUGAAUGAGACCUUGGUGGUUCAGUUUUCAGUAAAACACGAGCAAGGCAUCGAUUGUGGUGGUGGGUACGUGAAACUCUUUCCUGCUACCCUGAACCAAGAGGAUAUGCAUUCGGAAUCUGAGUAUUACAUCAUGUUUGGCCCUGACAUCUGUGGCUUUGGCAACAACAAAGUACAGGUCAUUCUUCAUUACCAAGGGAAAUACCAUGAGAACAACAAGACCAUCAAGUGCAGGAUCAAUAAAGACACUCACCUGUACACUCUGAUCAUUCGCCCCAAUGCUACCUAUGAGGUCAAAAUUGACAACCAGCAAGUAGCAGCUGGGGAACUGGAGGAUGACUGGGACUUCUUGCCUCCCAGAAAAAUCAAAGAUCCCUAUGCCCGGAAACCACGGAAAUGGGACGAGCGCCUGCAAAUAGAGGAUCCUGAAGAUAAGAAACCUGAGGACUGGGAAGACUCUGAGUACAUCCCAGACCCAGAGGCCAAGAAGCCCGCCGACUGGAAUGAGGCCAUGGAUGGGGAGUGGGCAGGGCCCCUGAUACCCAACGUAAAGUACAAGGGACAAUGGAAACCCCGGAUCAUUGACAAUCCCAAUUACCAAGGGGAGUGGAUUCAUCCAGAAAUAGACAACCCUAAGUACAAGCCUGACCCCACCAUUUGUCACUAUUACAACAUCAGCGUCCUUGGCCUGGACCUUUGGCAGGUGAAAUCAGGCAGCAUCUUUGACAAUUUCCUUCUAACAAAUGAUGAAGAGUUUGCGGAAGAGGUUGGAAACAACACUUGGGGACUGAGAAAAGACAUAGAGAAGCAAUGGAGAGAACUUCAUGAAGAAAUGGAAAAAAGAAAACAGGAAGAAGAGGCCAGGCAGAAAAAGGAAAAGGAGGAGGAAAAGAAAGAUGAUAUCUGGGGACUUGAAGAAGAGGAAAAUGAAGAGGAUUCUGAAGAGGAACCGGGAAAUGAUGGGCAGAUGCCAGGAGGGGAAGCUGAAAGAGCAUUUCUGCAUAAAAAUGAAGAAGUUUUGGUCGACCAGAAGGAUGAACUGUAACUCG